Molecule: messenger RNA, 4494 nt
Organism: Rhincodon typus (whale shark)
Lineage: Eukaryota; Metazoa; Chordata; Chondrichthyes; Orectolobiformes; Rhincodontidae
Gene: filip1l
Product: filamin A interacting protein 1-like
Exons: 2
Coding region: 42-2993 (983 amino acids)
Source: RefSeq, a predicted model, not a curated record
UCUGCACAACAGAGCACCAUAUAUGGCAAUGAUCUGACGUAAUGGGCCACUGGCUAGAGGAUGCAAAGAGCACAUCUCUCAUUGUUUGGCGUUACUGUCGGAAUGUUCACAUCGCUGAUCACUGGAAGGCUACAUCGCACCAUCAUACUGCCUCAGUGCUCUCAUUCCCAGAAACGAGCAAUGGAACUUCACAAUCUGCAGGCUUCAGAUUGAAAAAGCUAAUUGACCAAGAAAAGGCCUACCAAGUGAAAAAGGAUCAAGAAAAUGUCAAAAAAAUUACAAAGUUAAAAGAAGAGCUUACCAAGCUGAAAUCAUUUGCAUUGGUACUGGUGGAUGAACAGCAACGGCUUUCAGAGCAGCUUAACCAACAGAAUCAAAAAGUUCAAGUUCUAUCAGUCACUGCACAGCAAGCUCAGGAGAAAUUAACAGCCUCAGAGGAAAAGACAACAGAAGAAGAAAAUAAAGUGUUUGCUCUUGAAAUUGAGCUGCAAACCCAAUCUGGUAGAUUUUAUCAAGAGCAGGAAACAAUAAUGGCCAAAUUGACCAAUGAGGAAAGUCAGAAUCGACAGCUUCGCCUAAAACUUGCCACACUCAGCCGACAGAUAGAUGAACUGGAAGAGACUAAUAAGUCAUUGAAGAAAGCAGAAGAGGAACUGCAGGAUUUAAGGGAAAAAAUAAACAGAGGGGAAUGUGGGAAUUCCAGCUUGAUGGCAGAAGUGGAAGAGCUGCGGAAGCGGGUGUUAGAAAUGGAAGGAAAGGAUGAGGAACUCUUAAAAAUGGAGAAGCAGUGCAAGGAUCUCAAUAGAAAAAUAGAAAAGGAAGAAAGCCACAGCAGGAACCUAAAAACUGAGGUAGAAAAAUUAAAGAAGAGAAUAAUGGAAUUGGAAAAAUUAGAGGAUGCCUUCAGUAAAAGUAAACAAGAAUGUUAUGUGCUUAAAUGUAAUCUAGAAAAAGAGAAGAAUUUAACAAAGAAAUUAGAAAAUGAACUAGAAACCUUAAAAGUUAGAGUCAGGGAGCUUGAAGCAAUUGAAAACAAGCUGGAGAAAACGGAAUUAGCCAUGAAGGAGGACCUAAGCAAGCUUAAAACAUUAACUGUGAUGUUGGUUGAUGAAAGAAAAAACAUGGCAGAGAAGAUGAGACAAACAGAGGAUAAAUUUCAAAAUGCAAAUACCCAACUUCAAAUAGAGGAAAAUAAAGUUACAGUUGUGACAGAGAAACUAAUCGAGGAAAGUAAAAAGGCAUUAAAAUCCAAAGCAGAAUUGGAAGAGAAAACAUACAGCUUGACCAAAGAAAGAGACGAGUUUAAAAAGAAGCUAAAAGUGGAGGAAGAGAGAGGAAAUGAUCUUCAGUCCAAGUCCAAUCUCUUGAAGAAAAGACUCCAGUCCCUUGAAGCAAUAGAAAAGGAGUACCUCAAAAACAAAGGAAAACAAGACUUUGAGAAAUCUCCUAAACAUAUACAACAGGAUGAUAAUAAAGUAAGAGAAUUAACUUGUGAGGUUGAAAGACUUAAGCGCAAAUUGAAAGAUAUGCAGGUUGUAGAAGAUGAUCUAAUGAAGACAGAAGAUGACUAUGACUUACUGGAGCAUAGGUAUUACAAUGAACAACAGGAGGUAAAAUUAUUGUCAGGGGAGCUUGAGGCCGUGAAGAAGGAAUUAGCCAGAUAUAAGCUCGUGGAAAAAGCUGAAUCAAGCAAUGAACGAAAUCUGUUUGACAAACUCAGUGAGGAACAGGCAAAAUCUAGCCAUCUAACAAGAGAAGUGGAAGCCCUCAAAGACAAGAUUCAUGAAUAUAUGGCAACAGAAGACUUACUAUGUCAUUUUAAAGCAGAGCAGACAUCACUGCAGAAAAAGCUGACUCAACAGGAAAACCGAAACAAAGAACUAUCAAGAGAAACUGAAAAUCUUACCAAAGAACUGGAGAGAUAUACACGGUUCAGCAAGAGUCUUAGGCCUGGCAUGAAUGGCAGGAGAUUAAGCGAAUUACAGCUGUGCUCGAAAGAGAUCCAAACUGAUGCAUUGGAUAGUGAACCACCUGACUACAAAAGCCUUAUUCCUUUAGAAAAAGCAGUUGUAAAUGGAAAGAUAUGUACAGAAAGUGAAGAAACCGAUUACAAUUCUCAAGGUGAUCAAUCCUUGCAAGUGAACUACAAUUCAUUAACAGUAAAUAGUGUCAAUAAUAAAAAGUCAUGGACACCGUGGAUGAAGAGCAAGGAAACUUGUGCACAAAAUGGCAAAGCUGUAACCAAACAGAAUGGAAAUCUGGUGCAGCCUGGUGAAAUGGUGCUUACUCAGAAACCAGGCCAGCCUCUUCAUAUAAAAGUAACACCAGACCAUGGGCACAGCACAGCUACUCUUGAAAUCACUAGCCCCACUUUAGAAAAUUCAUUCUCUUAUACGAGUACAGCAGUCAUCCCCAACUGUGGUGUUCCAAAGCAAAGAAUAACCAUUCUUCAAAAUGCCUCAAUCACACCUGUAAAGUCAAAGCCAUCAGAUGCAUAUUCCACGCCAGAACGUGCCCUGACACCCCUUUCCAGGACUACAAGGUUGAAAUCGAGAACUUCAGAUUCAUGUGGCUCAAUGACUUCAGAAAGGACAAUGUCACCAGUACAAAUUGUUGCAGUAACUGCAAGCUCGCCAGAACAAGCUCUGUCCCCUGAACCAAUGGAAGUUGCUACAGCUCAUACGAUCUUCAGAGUAUCGCCUGAAAGAAUACAAGGGCGUCAGAUACAAAAGUCAAAUACAAGUGCUAAUGUAAUUACAACUGAAGACAAUAAAAUCCAUAUUCACUUAGGUAGUCCCCACAUUCAAACAGCUACACCUGUCUCAAGACCAAUGAGCCCAUGCAGUUCAAUCCAGGAGAUCAGGACUCCAGCUAUAACUAAUGGGACACCAAAUAAGUCAACCAGUAAAAUCACCAGCAGUAUUACUAUUACACCAACAACCACUUCUGCCCCACGUCAUGCACAAAUUACAGUAAGUAAUGUCUAUAAUUAAUCUCCCUUCCCCACCCCAAGUCCCAGUGAAAAAUAACAGUGCUCUUAUUUUCCAUGUUAGAAGAUCCACUUACAUUUACCUGCAUCUUCUGUUUUAAUUUGAGACUGGUUUGUGCAUGUCAUUUAUAAACCCUGCACCUAAUCAACCUCCUUCUGGAUUUGUGUGUUUAGUAAGACUGUGUGUUUAGUAAGACUGUGGGUACAUACUAUAACCUGUAACUCCUCAACAUAAGAGACUUGUAUUAAACGGUCAAUCACCAUUUAAUCUGCACUGUAUAAAAAUGGAACAUUGUAUUUGCUUCGAACAUUAAAACAAAAAAAUUUCAGACACAAAUUGUUAUAGAGAAAAACAACUCAUGAGUAACAGUAAACACUAGAAUGAGUUUGUUGAGUUUCCUUUUUUUCCUCUUUUGCAUGUUUACAAAUAUAUUUCAUUACUGGAAGAGGUACUUUUGAGAUAUGCUGUUCUGAAAUUGUCUUAAAUCAUCUAUUUGUAUUUUGGAAAUGGGAGCUGCUACAGAUUGUUUCACUCCUGAAUCCAAGUUCAGUUGCAGCUUUUGGAAUAAACAUUUCAUCUGCUGACUGGGAAUCAUAUCCAAAUCUCAGACCUUGAGAAUAUAUUGUGGAGUAAAGCACAUUGACAAGAAUAUUCAACACAUUCACCCAAAAUUUCUUCCUGCUUUUAGAAGAAAGCAUUAACCAAUUACUUUUAAAUGGAUCAAUGCUCUAUUAAAAUACCAGAAGAGCUCAAAAACAAAUGUGGUAAGCAUUCACGUAAUCAUCGCAAUGUAAAUUCAAUGUUAUAGUGAUUAACAACACAAAAAUGUUCAUAAUGCAGGACAAACAAUAUCAGAUAAACAAAAGGACAACUAGUGUGGAAAUGAAAAAGAAAUUAAGUGGUUUAGAAUGUGUGGGCUGUUGAGAGUGAGAUUAAAACACAUCAUGGGACAGAAUAAAGGGAGUGUUUAAUACUUAAUGUGGGAGAGCUUCAUGCUUUCGUGAUUUGCACAAAGACCUGAGAAAGUGAUCCAGUUUUCAAUAUUAACAUCCCACACAUGUGGAAAACUUUACAAGCGAGAUAGCCAUUUAAAAUUCUGAGACUGAACAGAACUGAAUUUGAUGAUUAGAAAAUCCAUUAAAUAAAGAAAUGGACGAAAUGUACAUGCUGGAAAAUGAAGCUCAAUAAACACUGAAUCUCACAAAGUACGUUGUAUUAGAUGAGCAAACUUAUUGGUCUAGAAUUUGCUGUAAUAAUAAAAGGUAAGAAUGGCAGUGCUCAGUGUUGUUACUGGGGAAAUUGAACAGCAAGUUCUGGCAUUCCAGCAUUCACAGCUAAAAGCAGAAAUCUGGAAUCUGUCAGUCAGGGAUACAGUGUCCCCUUAUGGUGUCUCCUGUUGCAGCCUUCAACAACAGAAUCAUCACCUCUUAAUCUGAUUCCUUCCAAAGAAAAUUAAUUGCUGCAGUCUUUAAAAACAUUAUUAAAUCUUAUUUGUUUUGUUUCA